Molecule: messenger RNA, 5067 nt
Organism: Syngnathoides biaculeatus (alligator pipefish)
Lineage: Eukaryota; Metazoa; Chordata; Actinopteri; Syngnathiformes; Syngnathidae
Exons: 20
Coding region: 92-2212 (706 amino acids)
Biological process (GO): proteolysis
Cellular component (GO): cytoplasm
Molecular function (GO): calcium ion binding; calcium-dependent cysteine-type endopeptidase activity
Source: RefSeq, a predicted model, not a curated record
GUCCCUAAUCUGAGGGAAUGUUGUGAAUGUUCGACGCGCAAUCUCAAAGCGAGUCCCGAGCCAAUUUGGCCUACACAGUCCUGUCGCGGAGAUGGAGAAGUCGCCGCAAAAUUUGUCCUCCGAGGGUUCAGUGCAGCUGCCGCCGGACGACAACGACGACGACGGAAGCUCGGCGUGCUCCGACGAGCUAAUGGGUUCCCAGUCCCGCCGCUGGCUCGCUGAAUUAAUGGCGGCGGACGGGCCCGGCCAGCCCGACGAGAGGGUGGCGGUGGGUCGCGACGGACUCUUCGUCGACUACCAUUUCCCCCUCGGGGAAUUCGAAAUGAAGGCCGGCGUCAAGUGGAAGCGACCCGGGGAGCUGUGCCCGUCACCUCAGUUCACCGUCGAUGGAGCGUCACGCUUGGAUGUUCGCCAGGGGAACCUCAGCGACUGCUGGCUGCUUUCUGCCAUCGCAUCUCUGGCCGUGCACCAGCCUCUGCUGCGCAAGGUGGUUCCUCCUGGACAAACCUUCCAGGACGGAUACAAUGGCAGUUUUGUCUUCAGGUUUUGGCAGUACGGUCAGUGGGAGGAGGUCCGCAUCGACGACCUACUGCCAACGUAUGGGAACAGUCUGAUGUACCUCAGCUCGCCUGAAAAACGAGAAUUCUGGAGCUCCCUGCUUGAAAAGGCCUACGCCAAGCUAAAAGGAGGCUACCGUGCCCUGGACAUGGGCUUUCCUCAUGAGGCCAUGGUGGACAUGACAGGUGGUGUGGCCGAGGUUCUGAGUGUGGCCAUGCUGCCCAGGGAGCUCCCGGCCUUUCUGGUGGAGCUGUUAGCCAAGGGCGCGCUCAUCAACUGCGCCAACACACAGGGUCCUUUGGAGUACAGGAAUGAGCUGGGAAUCAUGUUCAGACAUGCAUACUCACUGACUGCUGUGGAAAAGGUGCAGACCACAUAUGGACCCGUGGACCUGGUGCGUAUCCUCAACCCGUGGGGUAAUACAGAGUGGCUGGGCCCAUGGAGCGACCUCGAAGGGCCCGAAUGGAAUACAGUGAGUGCUGAGGAGCAAAAGCGACUAGACAGAAUACAAAGGGAAGAUGGAGAGUUCUGGAUGUCAGCGUCCGACUUCCGACAAAACUUCGAGACCAUGGAGGUGUGUCACCUGGCCGACAUUCAAAGUGAGGCAGGCGUGCAACCAUGGUCGUGUGCAAUGCAUCAUGGGACCUGGGUGCCACGCGUCUCUGCUGGGGGCUCUCCCAAAGGAGGUUGGUUCUGGAAAAAUCCCCAAUUUGGCUUGGUGCUCUCCCAGCACACAGAACACGGAUCACCUGACACUCCAAAGCGCUGCGCCUUCAUAUUGGCUCUCAUGCAGAAAUUUCAACGGCGUCGAGGCAUUGACCUGUCCAUCGCUCUACACAUAUACCCGGCACCUCGUGAGGGCACCCACCUGUCGCCCGAAGACCUGAGUGAGCUGCGGCCGGCGAUGAGCAGUAGCUAUUACUCGUCACGGAGAGAGGUGGUUCUACGGGGUUACCUCCCGCCAGGUCACUAUGUCGUCAUCCCAUCCACCGCCGAGCCCAAUCAGCAGGGAGCCUUCCUGCUGCGCGUGCUCACCGAGCGAGGCCACUCUGCCACCCGAACUCAAGGCCCGGCGACAGAUGACCUGACUUCCCUAAUACCGCCUCAUUAUCCGCAUCAGGAAGCUCUCCCAUCGCUUAAAGGCAUGAGGCAGCUAUUUAAGAAGCACUGCAACAAGAGAGGAUUCUGCAAACCGCAUCACCUUCACAAUUUGCUGACUGAGGCCAUCCAGGGAGGAGUGUUGGCAGGUAGUGAGAAGCACUUGGCCCUGGAACACUGCAAAAGUUUGGUAGUACUCAUGGAUAGUCAGGGCAUCGCUCAGUUAACUUGGCUGGAGUUCCAAGCACUCUGGGACAAGAUCCGGACGUGGACGGACAUCUUUCUGGUUCACGACAAGGACAAGUCACAGUGUCUGGAGUAUAAGGAAGUUGCCCCUGCUCUAAAGGCUGCAGGCAUUGUGGUAGAUGACCUGGUGAUGCAGCUGGUGGGCCUGAGGUACACAGAGCCGGACAUGACCAUCAGCUACCCGGGCUUCCUGUACCUUGUCAUGAAACUGGAGAGCAUGAUCCACAAAUUUCACGCGUAUGACCUCGUGGGAAUGGGCUGCAUCUCGCUUAAUUACAGACAAUGGCUCCACAUGACCAUUUACAACUGAGGUAGAAGAGUCCCAGGAUAUCCUCCAGUGUUUGUUCUGCAUGUGUGAUGUUUAUGUUAUAAUUGUACAUUGUAGCUACGCUGACAGAAACAUGCUUGAAGCACAGUUUUUAUUGUUCAUGUCGUGAUUGAAACAUGGUUGCUUAUUCUUCGACGAUCCUGAUUAUUUUUUAUAAAUGUGACUUUGUUUUAUUAUGAUAGUUUUUAGUAUGUCUGUAUAAUUAUAUCUCGUUGUGUGUUUGUGUGUGUGUGUGUGUGUGUGUGUGUGUGACAGAGAGAGAGAGAGAGAGAGAGAGAGAGAGCGAGAGAUGGCGACAUCCUGUUGUGCUACUGCUGUGUCAACUCACACUACCAUUUUAGGGCAUCAAACAUCAGCCACACUUCCUGUCUCUCCACCUUUUUUGUUAGGUUCGCCACACAUAGGAACAUGCAAGCUGCAAUUUUGCAUUGUUCGGUUGUCUGGUACUCAUGUUUCAAAUAUAGCUUAAUGUCUUUGAAGUUCUGUUCUGCGUAUUUUCAGGCAUGGCCUCUUAAGACAUUUUCUGUGUGUCUACUCACGAUGGACACGUAUACCAAAUUUCUUGUUGUGAAGGUCAACUGGCUUUGGGGGCAAAAUUUUCAAAUAAUGAACAAACUGAAUAAUUACUAGUUUUGUUUUUAAUCGUGACUAAAUUGCCCUUAGGUGUGAUCGUUAGUGUGAAUGGUUGUUUGUUUCUAUAUGCGCUGCGAUUGGCUUGCAACCAGUGGAGGACAUACCAUGCCUUAGGUGUACCUAAUGACAUGUCCAGUGAGGAAGUCACGUGAAAAAAAAUUUAUGACCUCAGAAUAAAUCCUCAAUAUAUGUCCAAAUUAGUAUGUUGCGGUGAUGCUGAUGGACGGAGACAGUCGGAACUGGCCUACCAGUUGAGGUCAGGCUCUUGUCUCUUUCUCCUUUUUUUCUCUCUGUUUGUCUGUCUGUCUCACACACGAACAUGCAUGUUCAUACACACCGUUAUUCCUGACCAAAGGUUUCAGGACUGUGACAAGACCUUGUGUUUUCUUAAAAGAACACUAUACAGUCAUGGAUGGCAUACUAAUCAGCAGCAUUGUAUGUCAACCAAAAACAAUCAAACAGCAGCAUCCAAAUUCAGUAGGAGAGUGACUGCUAUAAAUGAAAACAAAAACCUUACAGUACAGACGUGUGUCGUAAACAAUAAUAGUCAGCAGCAGUUCAUGCAGCGAAACAGGAGAAACGCAUCAAUGAAUAGUCUGCAGUGGAGUGACAAUAUAUUAGUAAGUUAUAUAGAUACGUGAAUGGACAUCAAAACUUCUGACAUUCCAUGCCGUAAAAAUAGUAUGCAGCGUAGUGACAAAUACACCUGUGUAAAUUAUAUACUGGGAACAGAUGUACAGAUGAUCGAAGCAUUGCAACAACUUGUUUCCAUGGAUCACAAACUAGUAUGCAGUGGAGUGAGAACCAUUUACACUGAAAACAUAAUACUGUUUGUAAUAUUAAACUGGUAUGAAUGAAAAGAAAGAAUAAUGAGUAGCAUUGCAUGUGAGAUAUGAAGUUCAGAUCUAUAGAAAUUAAAUGACAGCAAAUAUUUGUGUACAUUUUCAUACAUGGCAGACCGGUUGCAAUGCAGUUUGUGCCACAGCAAACACAUUUUCAAUCUCCACCAGGGGGAGCCGGAUGUCUACAAUCUUUUUUUUUUCCCCCUGGCAAGAAGACUUGUCAGACAGAAAAAGAUUUCUAUCACCGCUUUUAUACUUUCAGACACUGGUUCAAAGGUUACAACAAUAUGCAUUCAGCUCCGGAAGAAACAAUACUACAGUAUAAUAAAACAGGGGGGGAAAAAAACCCCAAAAUGCACACUACAAACUAAAGAGCUUGCCUUUGAAUGAAAAGCAUUGAAGAGAACCCAAACAUUUUUGUGAGUUAUAGUAAACUAUUCAUUCCUGUCAUGUUUUGAUUCCCCAAAGACGACUUAUUUACUUGCAUGGAUAGAGACAAAGAGAGACACUGCUUUUCAGAUAAUACAGAUUAGUGUGUCAUGUAGUAAAUACAGUACAUUAGGGUUAGGGUUACAAUGCAUUAUUAUAUAGCACUUGCUAUCCGAAUACAGAAAGAGAAAACAUUCAUACAAAAUAACGUGUUAUAGAAAAAAAUAAAAUAAAUGCAAAUGAAAUAAAACAAACAUUUUAUUUUUUAUUCUGCAUUCUUAUUCAAAACAUAAAGAUAGAACAUAAACAUCAUUUCUAUCCAAGCAAGUAUUUUUAUUUUGUGAGUUGUCAAUUUGUGUUAUAAUACAUUAUAAAAUAAAAAAAGAGAAGAAAAUAAUUUAGAUCCCAAACUAAAAUUUAACAAUUACUUAAUAUUUUCUAGAAAAUGUGUUUUAAAUACACCUUUAUUCUACUAUUAGAAUUGUAAAAUAUUGCAUAAUAAAAUAUAAUUAUAACCAAAUAAACAUUUAAUGUUUAAGAACUGCUUUCAAACUUAUUUAGGUACAAAUGUAACUGUGAGGCCCAAUACAUUUUAAUAGUUAUUAUUUUAGAAUGGCCUUUUCCCGUUUUUUUUUUUAAUUUUCCUAUUUUAACACAUUUUUCAUCUUCAAACUGUCAAGAAUGUUACUGUGGAUUAUGAUGUAAAAUGUACUUUUUGGAAUAAAAAAGCUGUUUUUUUUUAACACUACAGCCUACUACGCAACCUUAAUGUUGGUCAUUGUGGUUUACUACUUUGAGAAAUAAACCUUUUGUAGGGGGUAUUAGGAGUAAAAAUUGAAGAACCACUAAACUGACUAAUUUGAGCACCUACACAAACAAACCGAAAAUCAAGUUUUAGCAAGUACCUGAAUAUGUAUCACCUGUGUUCUCUGA